UUACCAGCUGCUGGGGGAGAGAGACAAGAGGCAGGGAGGAAGAAUCAAUAGACAAAUUCUAAAAUUUAAAGAAAAAGCAAAGCGUUUUUAAACAAAUCUUAGAUGGGGGGGGAAUCUUUUAUCUGUCAGGAUUUUUUGCGGUGCAAGAGUGAUGGUGUACUUUCAAACCUGCUAUCAUAAGAAACUCCCAGGCCCCCCAACCCCUAAUUUGCUUCCCCCUCUUUAUUUCACAGGGUCUACAUAAAAGCACUAUGGGUCAGCUGAAUGCACACACUAGCCUUGGCAGCUAGGUGUCGCACCAGAGGCUACUUCCACCCAAAUGAGUCUACGAAUUACAAGUUGCAAGAAAAGCAAGUGUGAGAGUGGGAAACCUAGUGAACUGAGAGUACCAGGAGAAGAGCAGACCUCUUCAGAGGGGAAAAAGAACAGGAGUCCUUCUGGUACAGAGAGCCUACUUUGGACCAUGUUAAUCUUCUGACCCAAUAAAGAUCACCCAUGGGGAACCAGCCCCUGGAGUGCUCUGGUCUUUCCCAGUCCAGCUAGGGUCCAAAGUGGUGGAGAAGAGCCCAGCCCAGUGACUCGGGAUCCAGAAAAAAGCAGCAGCAGCAGCCUCUGAUUAAAACCAUCAAGACAGCUUCAUCCACGACACUAUUAAGAUUCAGGACUUCUCCUCCAGACAAAGAAAGCACCAAGCAAUGAUGAAGACUGUGUCCAGUGGGAACUGCACCCUGACCGUGCCAGCCAAGAACUCUUACCGCAUGGUGGUGCUAGGAGCCUCCAGGGUGGGCAAGAGCUCCAUUGUCUCACGCUUUCUCACUGGCCGCUUUGAGGACCAAUACACUCCCACCAUUGAGGAUUUUCACCGCAAGGUCUACAACAUCCGGGGAGACAUGUACCAGCUGGACAUCCUGGACACAUCUGGGAAUCACCCUUUCCCUGCAAUGAGGAGGCUUUCUAUACUGACAGGGGAUGUUUUCAUCCUGGUGUUCAGUUUGGAUAACAGAGAAUCCUUUGAUGAGGUCAAGAGGAUCCAAAAGCAGAUCCUUGAAGUCAAAUCCUGCCUGAAGAACAAGACCAAGGAGACAGCUGACCUCCCCAUGGUGAUCUGUGGCAAUAAAAAUGAUCAUAGUGAAAUGUACCGCAAGGUGCGCUCGGAGGAAGCGGAGAAGCUUGUCUCCAGUGAUGAGAAUUGUGCUUACUUUGAAAUCUCAGCCAAGAAGAACACGAACGUGGAUGAGAUGUUCUAUGUCCUCUUCAGCAUGGCCAAGCUACCUCACGAGAUGAGCCCUGCCCUUCACAGGAAAAUUUCCGUCCAGUAUGGUGAUGCCUUCCACCAAAAAUCCUUCAGGAUGCGCCGGGUCAAAGAGAUGGAUGCCUAUGGCAUGGUCUCUCCCUUCGCUCGCCGACCCAGUGUCAACAGUGACCUGAAAUACAUCAAAUCCAAAGUUCUCAGGGAAGGCCAGGCAAGGGAGAGGGAGAAAUGCACUAUUCAGUGAAGGGGUAUUCGCCAUUCUGAAUGAAGUCAUUGUGUUGGUGCAGUGCCUUAAACAAAACGGUUUGAGAACGGGUUCAUAGCACCCACCUCAUGGAGGAUGCCCACCAUGACCAUAAGCAUGGCUCUUCCUCAGACCUCCACAGCAUCGCUAAUGUAAAUACUGUAGUAAAGUUCCAAGCUACCCUUGUAAACAGUUGAGGAAAUCAGAGGUCUGAAAGGUGACUAGCUUCUUCAUUUCUUAAUUAAGUUCCUUUUUCGUUCUUCUCCUGUCUGAAGAACUUGGACUUGUAAAGAAGGAUUUGCCUCAUGCCUACCCAGGGAAUAGGUCAGUAACACAGAGAAGGCAUUGAGUAUAUGUAAAUAAGAGUAACCCAUCGUUCAUACUCUGCUGAGAAAAACAAAUGUGUGUCUUUUUUCAAGCACACUUUAAAAAUGCUCCAGUUUAGCCAUCUUCAUUUAACGGAUAAUGGUAUUAACCCAAGCUCUCCAGACUCAGGAUGGACUCUAUACAUGGGUAUGCAAUUCUGACUGGCCAGUUAGAUGACCUCUGGUUUGCUGUAUCUUAGAAAGUCUGGGAGUGAUGAAAUUUUGCUGUACUGGUGGCAAUUUCUAACCGCCAUUGACGUAAAUGUCACUUUUGUAGUAUAGCUUUAAUCUUGUUUUUGUUUUGUUUUUUUUUCAAGUGAAACCAGAUGGCAAUUGUGUAUUUGAAAUGAAAACUGUGUCUCUGUUCUAGAAUUGCCAAGUAUUUUCAGUUUUAAGGUUACAUAAUAUGUACAGUAAUUGAAAGUGAAAUUGUUGUACUGUAAAACCAACACAUCUGACUGCUAGCUCUCCUCAUGGGUGAUUGUGUCUCAAAACAAGCACAAAUCUGUUACAGGUACUCAG
Molecule: messenger RNA, 2383 nt
Organism: Chelonoidis abingdonii (Abingdon island giant tortoise)
Lineage: Eukaryota; Metazoa; Chordata; Testudines; Testudinidae
Gene: RASD2
Product: RASD family member 2
Biological process (GO): signal transduction
Molecular function (GO): G-protein beta-subunit binding; GTP binding; GTPase activity
Source: RefSeq, a predicted model, not a curated record